AUGCCGCGGAAGCCUCGUGGCGAGAUCACCGAAAUCACCGACCCGCGCUUGACAAAAGACCGGCCACCACUCAUUCAGCUACCUACAACAGUUCCAGAAUCUGGAAACAUCGUAUACUACUGA
Molecule: messenger RNA, 123 nt
Organism: Alternaria arborescens
Lineage: Eukaryota; Fungi; Ascomycota; Dothideomycetes; Pleosporales; Pleosporaceae
Exons: 1
Coding region: 1-123 (40 amino acids)
Source: RefSeq, a predicted model, not a curated record